Messenger RNA from Mus caroli (Ryukyu mouse), 786 nucleotides. The record is from RefSeq and is a predicted model, not a curated record. Lineage: Eukaryota; Metazoa; Chordata; Mammalia; Rodentia; Muridae.
ACCUUCAAGGAUGUGGUCUGGGACUUCUCACUGGAGGAAUGGGAAUGUCUCAAUUUUGCUCAGAGGUCAUUGUACAUGGAUGUGAUGUUGGAGAAUUACAACAAUUUAUUGUUUGUGGAAAGUCAUUGCAUAUGUGGAAAGCAUAGGAAGUUCUUGGAUCAAGACACCACGUGCAUUGUCCAUAAGCAAAUGAAUAUUCAAGAGAACUCUUCUAAAUGCAACAAACUUAGCAAUGUGAUUUCUGAAUCCCCCGAAAGUAUACCUUAUAAAGCUAACCUCAGGGAUACCUCUCAUCAAUUUUCAAACCGAAAAAGACAUAAACUUGGGAACACUAAAGAAGCUUGCAAAUACCAAGACUGUGCAAACUGUUUAAAUGUGUGUUCUAUUAUUGGUCCCAAUCAAGGAAUCCACCUGGAGAAGAAAGAACACACACGAAGUACAGAUUUUGAUAAAGUUUUUGUCUCUAAACAUAAACUCAUGGUGAAACUAAACAGUAGUGGUGUGAAAACUUACAAAUAUAGUGAAAGUGACAAAUGCUUUACCCAUCAAUCCCAUCUUAGUGUUCAUCAAGGAAUUCAUACCGGAAAGAAACCUUACAAAUGCAGUGAAAGUGACAAAUGCUUUACUGACAAAGUUAGUAUGACAAGUCAUCAGAUAAUGCAUACAGGAGAGAAACCUUACAAAUGUAGUGAAUGUGGCAAAUGCUUAACCAAAAAAUCCUAUCUUAGUAUUCGUCAGAUAACGCAUAUGGCUGACCUUUCAGGGCUGGUAGUCAUUGAAGGGUAA